GUGGGAGGCCCCUCCCCCCGCUGUCCGCGUUGGUUCCGCUCGGAGGAUUUAGCUGCCGCCGCCGCCACCUCGUCCGCAGCUCAGUGCCCUCGGCCUUUCCUCCCUGCCUUCAAGUCGAGUGUCUUUUAUGAAUAAUCAAAAGCAGCAGAAGCCGACGCUAUCAGGCCAGCGUUUUAAAACUAGAAAAAGAGAUGAAAAAGAGAGGUUUGACCCUACUCAGUUUCAGGAUUGUAUUAUUCAAGGCUUAACUGAAACUGGCACUGACUUGGAAGCAGUAGCAAAGUUUCUUGAUGCUUCUGGAGCAAAACUCGAUUAUCGCCGCUAUGCAGAGACACUCUUUGACAUUCUGGUGGCUGGUGGCAUGCUGGCCCCGGGUGGUACUCUGGCAGAUGACAUGAUGCGCACAGAUGUUUGUGUAUUUGCAGCACAAGAAGACCUAGAAACCAUGCAAGCAUUUGCUCAGGUUUUUAACAAGCUAAUCCGGCGUUACAAAUACCUGGAGAAAGGCUUUGAAGAUGAAGUCAAAAAGCUGCUGCUGUUCUUAAAAGGUUUCUCUGAGUCUGAGCGGAACAAACUGGCCAUGUUGACGGGUAUUCUGCUAGCUAAUGGGACACUUAAUGCAUCAAUUCUCAACAGCCUUUAUAAUGAGAACCUGGUUAAAGAAGGCGUUUCUGCAGCUUUUGCAGUAAAACUGUUCAAAUCAUGGAUAAAUGAGAAGGACAUUAAUGCAGUGGCUUCUAGUCUCCGUAGAGUCAAUAUGGAUAAUAGACUGAUGGAACUCUUUCCAGCCAACAAACAAAGCGUUGAACAUUUCAUGAAGUACUUCACUGAAGCGGGACUAAAAGAACUCUCCGAAUAUGUUCGGAACCAGCAAACCAUAGGAGCUCGUAAGGAGCUACAAAAAGAACUGCAGGAGCAGAUGUCCCGUGGUGAUCCAUUUAAGGAUAUAAUCUUGUAUGUCAAGGAGGAGAUGAAGAAAAAUAACAUCUCCGAACAGACUGUGAUUGGCAUAAUCUGGUCUAGUGUAAUGAGCACUGUGGAAUGGAACAAAAAAGAGGAGCUGGUAGCAGAACAAGCCAUCAAGCACUUGAAGCAAUACAGCCCUCUACUUGCUGCCUUUACUACCCAAGGUCAGUCUGAGCUGACUCUGUUACUGAAGAUUCAGGAGUACUGUUAUGACAACAUUCACUUCAUGAAAGCCUUCCAGAAAAUAGUGGUGCUCUUCUAUAAAGCUGAAGUUCUGAGUGAAGAACCCAUUUUGAAAUGGUAUAAAGAUGCUCAUCUUGCAAAAGGAAAAAGUGUCUUCCUUGAACAAAUGAAAAAGUUUGUUGAAUGGCUCAAGAAUGCAGAAGAAGAGUCGGGAUCUGACAGUGAAGAGGGUGACUGACUGGUGAAACUUGUCCUCAGUAAAGCAAACAGGAGCUGUAGAUAAAUGUCAUGUCUCCGUGUGUUCUUCUGGUUCCUACAUCCUACCUCCCUGUAUCAAGCAUGAUAUAAGGGCUUUCAUAACAAAUUUAUUUUACCUGUUUUUUUUCCCUAAGAAGUUAUUGAAUACUUUGGGAUUAGUUGUUUUUUUUUGUUUUUGUUUUUGUUUUUUUAACCAUGUUUUAAGUAGCUUACAGGAGCUAUAGAUUUGACUCUAACAUUGCAUUAGUCUCUUCAGUUAUUCUACCUCCUGUAUUUUCUACUGUAAUAAUGUAAUUUAAGGCUUUCCAUAAGGAAAUUCAUUUUAUCCCUGGGUUUUCUAUAUAAACAUUUACAAGCAGACAUGAUUUGGUAAUGAGAUUUGUUAUGGAAAUACUGUUUGCAAAUUAAAGUGUAAAAUAUAUAUACAAAGUCAAAAGAACAGACUUUGUGUGGUGAUUGGUGUGUGGAACUUGAGAGGUCUGUACUAAGCAGUAUAGAAAGCUCUGUAACUCUUCAAGCAGCUUGAUGGUACAAAAUUUCAGGCAUGUUUUAUGCAGUGUCUAGGUGUUCUCCACUUUUUGGAGGUGGAUGGUAGCAGACAGCUGACAAGGUGGUUUUAAACACUAUUCAGUAGCAGUGUCUUCUAGAACACUUCAUUUUAGUGAAUAAGGAGAGAAUUUGUACAGCCUGCUUCAUGCUGUCUGGUGGAUUUUGCCUUUUUAAGCACUUCCUAGCCAGGCAAAACAAGUGGGUACUUUGAAAGUGGGAUAGUAAUGUUCUCUCAGCCUGCUGGCUUUUAUUGCAUCUGCUUUGUGUUUCUAUGAGCUCCCAAUAGAAUAGGCAAAAGGGCUGCAAGGUGAAAUAUUUGCUAAUAUGUUCUCAUGUCAUGUAUUCGUGCUGAUUUUAUAGAUGGUUAUAGCAAUUGCUGUAGCUGUCCAAGUUGCAGUCCAAAAAAGUAAAAUGCUAGACCAGUCAUUGGACAAAAACAAUGAUCAAACACUACUUUCUGUACUGCAUACUGCUCUGGAAUAUUCUAUUAAUUGCUUCUAAAAGACUUCUGCCUUGCCUCAGCCAAAAAUCUUUCCCUCUGACCACUUCAAUCUCUACUUGUUAAAUAUUUGUCCCAUAAAGGUAGAAUUACAGAACACAAAAUGCAGUCAGUUAAUGCAGGUUUUGGAUAAACCAAGUGUUGAAGCUAUGGUGUUUCAGUCUAAGGCUAAAAAAGUAAUUGAAAAACCUUGUCAGUAAAAUAUUGGUUAAAUGAGUAAUCUUGGUAAAACUUCAGUGUAUGGAUGUCUGUCAGUUUAUAUGAAGUGGUCUGCUUUUUGUUUUGUAACUUCUAGAGCCUCCUUUUUCUUUUUAAUAAAGGCCAUUCUUUCA
This is a messenger RNA of Gavialis gangeticus (Gharial), 2787 nucleotides long. It is a transcript of the gene BZW1, whose product is annotated as basic leucine zipper and W2 domains 1. Bases 128 to 1387 code for a protein of 419 amino acids. NCBI's taxonomy places the organism in Eukaryota, Metazoa, Chordata, Crocodylia, Gavialidae. Gene Ontology annotation, cellular component: cytoplasm; membrane. The transcript has 12 exons. The record is from RefSeq and is a predicted model, not a curated record. Gene Ontology annotation, molecular function: protein binding.